GUAAUAUUAUAAAAUGUUUUAAUCGCGGAUUGUUCUCUGGUGAUCGUGACAUCCUACAUAUUAUUUAUAACGAAAUUGUGCGACGUGGCUUACACAAUACGGCUUACGUUAAAAAUAUUGUAUCCAGGUAUGAUGAACGACGUAACAUACAAGAGAUGCUAGCGAAUGACGAGGACGAUACAUUUCUAAUUGAGUGUAUCGAGCAAUUUGAAAACUGUAUUCCAACCACGAGCCCUAACAAUAACGAAUUAAUCGGUGAAAAUAGCAUCACUGAUAACACUGCUAACACUGCAGAUAUUACGGAUAAUACUGGUACGAUUAAUGAGGAAAACAAACACGAUAUAAAUAACGAUCGUGACAACUCUAAUGAAUUUUUAAUGGAGGGUGGAGGAUGGCUGUGGCAGGAAUUUCUAAAACUUCCUCAACCAACGGCGUCAAAAACGAUACAGAGUGGUUACGUUAAUGAAAAACCAUUUGACGCUGUACAAGAUGUCGGCUUAAUUAAUAACGCCGUUUGCGCUGAUAAUAAUAAUGAGUUUCCGCGGUUUUCUCAGGAACUAUCGUUGGAAAUGGAACGGGACGUUGAUGCUAUACAGAGUAUCUCUAUGGUUAGACCCGUGACAAUAACAGACAAAUCGUUGGAAAUGGUGCAGAACGAUGAUGAUAUACAAGGCACCUCUUUAGUGGAGUCUACGACAAUAACAGACGAGGUCACCGAUACUAAUAACGGGUCUGUACCUGUGAGUCAUACGACGGAGGUCGUAAACUCGUUUAAACACCUUGAAGAUUAAGUAUAUCAUCAAUGCAAGUAGGGUGUGGUCGCUCUACUGCUGUAGAAGUGGGGGAAAAAGAAGAGUCGCACGAGAUUAGG
Molecule: messenger RNA, 871 nt
Organism: Solenopsis invicta (red fire ant)
Lineage: Eukaryota; Metazoa; Arthropoda; Insecta; Hymenoptera; Formicidae
Exons: 5
Coding region: 156-791 (211 amino acids)
Source: RefSeq, a predicted model, not a curated record